AUGGCGUCCACCACCUCCCGUCGCCUACUUUUCUCCUUCUUCAUCACCGUCUUCGCAAUCUCCGCCGCCGCAAGACCUUGCAAAACCAUAUUCUUCAUCACCUCAUCCUCCCAAUCCCAUGACCCCACGGUCACCAAUUCCCAUCGUCUCACCUUCUUCGUCACCCAAAUCCGCCAAUUCCACCGCCCUGUUGACUCAUCCUCCUCCGAUGACGUUCUCACUUCGCAUUCGCAGACCUAUUAUUCCUCCUCCUAUGCUUCCUCGGUCAAAACCUCGAUUCGCGAUCGCACCAUGGACAUUAUGAGCAUCGUCGGCGCUCUUCUCUUUGGUGUUGGAUGCGGAGCCCUAACUGCGGCCACCAUGUAUUUGAUCUGGUCCAUCUUCUUCUCCAGAUGGUUUGAUUUCAGCGGUGAUUCCGACGAGGAGGAGGACGAGGAGUUCCAUUACCAUGACGAAGAGCCUCACAUCCGUCCUGAUGAGAUUGCGUGCGUUGAUAUCCCUGGCGCUUCCAAACCUGUCCCUCCUUCUGCAGAAGAAGUUGACGCCAUGAAAUCGACGAAUCGGUGA
Lactuca sativa (garden lettuce) is the source of this 567-nucleotide messenger RNA. The record is from RefSeq and is a predicted model, not a curated record. NCBI's taxonomy places the organism in Eukaryota, Viridiplantae, Streptophyta, Magnoliopsida, Asterales, Asteraceae.